Struthio camelus australis is the source of this 11651-nucleotide messenger RNA. Lineage: Eukaryota; Metazoa; Chordata; Aves; Struthioniformes; Struthionidae. The record is from RefSeq and is a predicted model, not a curated record.
AUGCCCUUUUGCACGCUCCAGCUGCUGGAUGGGCCUCUCGAGCGGGUAUUAUUGAGGCAAGCACAUUUAUGGCACGAAGUGGUGCCCGGGAGCGGGCACGUGGCUGGAGUGAGGGUCCUGCAGCACAACCUGGGCGCUCCUGUUCCCCAGCGCGUUAGAGCAGGGCCACGGCCUGCGUGGUCCACCCAUAUUGCUCGAGCCAGCUUCCAAGUUGAUGCUUUUGGAUCAUCCUUCAUCCUAGAUGUAGUGCUAAACCAUGAUCUCCUGUCUUCUGAAUAUCUUGAGAGGCAUAUCGAGCAAGGUGGAAAGACAGUGGAAGUUAAAGGUGGAGAACAUUGCUAUUAUCAGGGACAAAUUCGAGGAAAUCCUGUAUCGUUUGUUGCCUUGUCAACAUGCCAUGGACUUCAUGGGAUGUUCUAUGAUGGAAAUCAUACUUACCUUAUUGAGCCAGAUGAAAACUACACUUCAGAUGAUGACUUCCAUUUCCACUCUGUUUACAAAUCCAAGUUGUUUGAAUUUCCUUUGGAUGACCUGCCGUCUGAAUUCUGGCAAGCGAAUACUACGUCACAGAAGUUUGUUGUAAAGCCAAGACACAAAAGAAGUAAAAGGCAGGUUCGCCAGAUUCCACGUAAAGUUGAAGAGGAAACAAAAUAUAUUGAGUUAAUGAUUGUAAAUGAUCAUCUAAUGUGUAAAAAGCACCGCCUAUCAGUUGGCCAUACAAAUAGCUAUGCUAAAUCAGUUGUCAACAUGGCAGAUUUAAUAUAUAAAGAACAACUUAACACCAGGAUAGUAUUGGUUGCCAUGGAAACCUGGGCUACUGAUAACAAGUUCACCAUCUCUGAAAACCCCUUGGUGACCCUACGUGAGUUUAUGAAAUAUAGGAGGGAUUUUAUCAGAGAGAAAAGUGACGCAGUUCACCUUUUUUCGGGGAGUCGAUUUCAGAGCAGUCGGAGUGGUGUAGCCCACACCGGUGGAAUCUGUUCCUUGCUUAAGGGCGGAGGUGUGAAUGAGUUUGGAAAGCCAGAUUUAAUGGCAGUUACUCUGGCACAGACUUUAGCCCAAAACAUUGGCAUUUUCUCAGACAGAAGAAAACUACUAAGUGGUGAGUGUAAGUGUGAGGACACAUGGUCUGGAUGCAUAAUGGGAGACACAGGGUAUUAUCUUCCAAGCAAGUUCUCCAAGUGUGACAUUGAAGAGUAUCAUGAAUUUUUAAACAGUGGAGGUGGAGCUUGCCUUUUCAAUAAACCCACCAAGCUUCUGGAUCCUCCAGAAUGUGGCAAUGGUUUUGUGGAAGAUGGAGAAGAAUGUGACUGUGGGACUAUUGCAGAGUGCGCCAGUGAGGGAGGAGAGUGCUGCAAUACGUGCACCCUGACUGCAGGCUCCCAGUGCAGUAACGGGCUUUGCUGCAGAAAGUGUCGGUUUGAACCUAAAGGAGUUUUGUGCCGAGAAGCAGUGAAUGAUUGUGAUAUUGCGGAGAACUGCACAGGGAAUUCCAGCCAGUGUUCUCCCAAUAUUCAUAAAAUGGAUGGAUAUUCAUGCGAUAACAAACAGGGUAUUUGUUUUGGAGGAAGAUGUAAAACCAGGGACCGACAGUGUAAAUAUAUCUGGGGAGAAAAAGUGACAGCUGCUGACAGGUACUGCUAUGAGAAACUGAAUAUUGAAGGGACUGAGAAAGGAAACUGUGGAAGAGACAAGGACUCUUGGAUACAGUGCAAUAAACAGGAUGUGCUUUGUGGAUACCUUCUGUGCUCCAAUAUAUCUAGUGUGCCCAGACUUGGAGAACUUGAUGGUGAAAUCACAUCGUCAGUCUUGCAGUUUGGAAAAGUAUACAAUUGCAGUGGCGGCCACGUGAAGCUCGAUGAGGAGACGGACCUGGGCUACGUGGAGAAUGGGACGCCGUGUGGGCCGAACAUGGUGUGCUUGGAGCAUCGGUGCCUCCCCACCGAGUCCUUCAACUUCAGCACCUGCCCAGGCACCACAGAAAACCAAAUUUGUUCAGGGCACGGCGUUUGUAGCAAUGAAAUAAAGUGCGUCUGUGACCGAUUCUGGGGAGGGGAUGACUGCAGUUCCCGCGUCAAAGAUUAUUUGUUUUUUGAUAAAGAGACCAUCAAUAAAGGUGUUGUUAGCACAAAUAUAAUAAUAGGGGCUAUUGCUGGCACCAUUUUAGUGUUGGCUCUCGUUUUAGGAAUAACUGGUUGGGGUUACAAAAAUUACAGAAGACAGAGACAAAUACCCCAGGGAGAUUAUGUAAAAAAGCCUGGAGAGGCCGACUCUUUUUAUAGCGACAUGCCUCCUGGAGUCAGCACAAACUCUGCAUCUAGUUCUAAGAAGAGGUCUGCUUUUCUGUCGCAUUUUCAGAUUUCUACCUGUUCCAUCACCCAUUAUUCCAUUAGUCAGAACAUUUCAUUGUUUUGCAGCAGGUCAAAUGGAUUAUCUCAUUCCUGGAGUGAAAGGAUCCCAGACACAAAACAUAUUUCAGACAUCUGUGAAAAUGGGAGACCUAGAAGUAAUUCUUGGCAGGGUAAUAUAGGAGGAAACAAAAAGAAAGUCAAAGGCAAAAGAUUUAGGCCACGGUCUAAUUCAACUGAGUAUUUAAACCCAUGGUUCAAAAGAGAAUAUAAUGUAGCUAAGUGGGUAGAAGAUGUGAAUAAAAACACUGAAGGACCAUACUUUAGGACACUUUCUCCUGCAAAGUCUCCUUCUUCAUCCACUGGAUCUAUUGCUUCCAGCAGAAAAUACCCUUACCCGAUGCCACCACUUCCUGACGAGGAGAAGAAAGCUAACAGGCAGAGUGCCAGGCUAUGGGAGACUUCCAUUUAGCUGCGCUGCUUCCCUGGGGUGACAUCAGAACUGUUUACUGCAAAUUUUAUAGGAACUCAGCAUCACUGAGUCGUUGCACAUUCAUCUGCUCUUCAGACAAUUUGAAAGAUCAACAGAGACGCCAGCGAUCACGGUGACAACCUCCUCUCCUUUGGAAGGGAAAAAGCAGUCCUUUUUUGUUGACUAGAAUUUGAUGAAUUUGAUGUAAAGAGCAACCGGAAUCAUAAAAAUUAACGGGGGAUAAUUAGACUGGACGUGACAAAGCUAUGCCGCAUGAUGACAAAUACACUUAUAUAGAAUUACAGCUGCAGUCAAUUUACAAGUCCCAAGUAAGAGAGGUUUUUCUUUGAUUUAAUGCAGUUCCAGAUUAGAGCAAACCAGAAUUGAGAUUGAGUGCUCUGAAGAACGCAGCCGAUGAUGUAAACAUGUACGCUGUAUGCAUGAACCUUGUGUUCUUUACUUUCCACAUGUAAGGGAAAAACAACGUACUGUAGUAGAAAUUAGCAUGCAGGAGUAAGAAAUAUAAGAUUUUUGUGACAGGGUCUCAAGCUUUGAAAGGCAAAUAUUUUACAUAAACUUCAAACAAACAAGGAUUAUAUCUUUUUUUUUUUACCUUACAUGUUUAUAAUCUCAGUAUACAGAUUGUAUAUAUGUAAACAUUUGAUAAUGUCAAAAAUAGCUGUUACACAUAAGUAUAUUUUGCCAAAUGCCUAAGGAAAUAGUCAUGACUAACAUCAUCACACUUCAAAUUUUUUAAUAUUACGAGCAGACAACUUUGGAAAUACAAACGAUAACAGUACUGUAAAAAUGUGUCUCAGAUACUGGUGUUUGACCAAAAUCUACACUAUCUCUCUUUUAAGUAAUUGACAAUCAUCUCAAUGGUAUCUCACAGAAAGCAGAAAGCAGAGUACAGUGACACUUUGUCUUAAACCAUCAUCCAAGGAACCCGCCAAAACACGUUGCUCAGUAUGAUGACUGGUGUAUCCUCACACAGCUGUAACUGAGACUAAUUCUGCAAACAACAGAGAAAGCGUUUUUAACUAAUGAUUAACUAAUUAACUAACGAUGUUAAUGAUGAGUACAAACUUACUGCAAGUUUGGGAGUACUUCUAAGCAGUCAGUUCAGACCAUGGUAAUGGCAAGUCCUUUUGGUGACACUUACUGUGUAUAUUUGGUAAAGCAUUUCAGACACUGUUUUACAUGGCAAGGUGUAGCUUAUGAGAGGCAUAAUGAUUUCACUACACUAGAUAAUAGAAGUGCUGGGCAAGUGGCCAGUUUCAUUUUAAUGAAAUAAUAAUAAUUUUAAUUUUCAUUUGUUACUAGACUCUCCUUUACCAUGUGUUAGAAUACUGUGCUUCCUGUCCCUGAAAUCCCCUUUACAAUUUAUUUGGGCCUUAACCUGAGUACAAGUGAAUUUAGCCCCCCCAAAAAAUCCUGGAAAAAAAGCCUUCACCGUGUUGGCAGUGUUGGUCUCGUGUCUAGCCGGGUGUGUUAGUCCGACUGCCAGUGGUCCCUGUGUUAAGGGCUGAAUGAUACAUUGUUCUUAGAUUUCUAACACCUGAGACUUCUAAAGGAUAUUGUAAAAUAAAUGUGGUCUUUUGAUUGGAAAUUUUCAUUCAGUGAGAAAAAUGGGCCAUAUUAAAUCCGUUUGUAAUUCUGCAGCUCUCCAGAAAUGACAAAUUUGUAGCCUCAGGUAGUAACGUUACAGAAUUAAAACUUCUGUUUCUGUAAGGUGCAGUAGAAUACCUUGCCCGAUAGUCGUAUGAACGAUUAGGUAAUAUUAUGGCAGGAGCAUCUAAGGUGUUUCUGAAUCUUCUACCUCUUUCACGUAUUUCCUUUAGUAAGUGGAGCCAACACUUGCAGCCUGUUAAUAUAUUUUUUUUUAACUUUUGUGUCUCUCAAUGAAGUCAAAUAUAUAUAAGGUUAAAUUAAGGAAUUUUUAAAGAGGGCAGCAGCUGUAAAGUAUGUAAGAUUUUUUUAGAAACACUGUAUUUUGUGAUUAGGCUGUGUGCUGGAUAACACAAUAAUUGGCCUUGAAGUUGAGACGAUUUCCUUCACAGUCACAAGGUUCUGGUAAGUAUUGAGGAGGGAGACAAAUGAGUGAGGACAGCGUGUGCAGACAGAGCGUCUGGAAGGAGCCUGUCACUUCUCAUUGCUUUAGGAAAAGAUUCUGCGCUUUUGUGAAGAGUAAAUAUCUGUCAGCACUGAAGAAUAUUUUUUUGCAAAGAUUUAAUUUGAAUGUAGAGGUAGCUGGAUUAAAGAUGGUUGCUAGAGUAUAGCUCAUGACAUGAAGGCCUGAGCCAUAAUCACUUGAAGUCAGUGUGAAAGUCUUUUAUUGAUUUCACUGGACUUUGAACCAGACCCUUGAGCAGUUCACCCCAAUUAGGAAAUUAUACUAACCUGAUAGCCUCUAUGUUACUCUGCCGCCUGGAAGCUGUUUUUUCCUUCCGUAUUAGUGUCUUGUCCCUAGUAACUGGACUGUUUAUCAUGUGCCUUUUACAAUACUUUGUUUGAAUACAAACUAGCAUGCAAUUUUGAAUAAUCCUGUUAAAUUUUUGUGGAUAUUUCAUGUUUACCAUCGUUUACUCAUCUCUGUCCCUUUUCCCUUAUGAAGAAGCAGCAAGAUUUGGCAGACAGAACUGAACACUGACUGUUUGUGUAAUGUUCAUAGCUUCUUGUUUUAAAAACAAAUCACUCUCCUGACGGUAUUUUCAAUGUUCUAGGUACUUUCAGCUUCUCUCUUGUUUUAGUAUCAUUCAUUUAUAGCAUUUGAUGAUACACUUAUGUGCAUGUGUUAAUUAUAACAGUCACUGUCACAUUUGGAGAUAUGCAGUGACUGGAAAUCUAGUGAGCACUAACUUUAAAUUAAAUAAAUACUGACUUUCACUUGGAGGGUCAAGAGAGGGAGAACAUCAUGAGACUUUGUCUUUUGCAAAACUGUUCUGCAGGGAAUUUUCUGUUGAGUUGCUAUCUUGGAGACAUUGAGUUGUUGCACAAAAGCUGAACUUGUAGGGCUGUAUGAGCCUCUAAAGCCAGUGGAGGUCAAAGAGAGGAGUGGUUUGGUGGUUACAUGCUAUGGUUUUCUACUUUUAAAAUGUAGCGUGUUUGAAAACUGUCAGAUUAGUAACCCUGGAGCUGAUUGCAAAUAUUUUUCUUUAACCACAGUAGUUAGUUACACUGGCAAUAGCAAUAUUAAAUUGCCGCAUAAUACCUCAUCCAGUCUAAAAUGGUGUGUUUGUAUUGUCAAUAAGGUAGUUCAGUCAUGCUGACUCAUUCAGAUUUAGACUUUUAUUUGCUGGUUUUUAUUUUCCCACUUUUUUUAAUAAAUGAACUAGUUCGUACCAGCUAUGUUGUAGAUAGAUAGCUGUUGAAGUGGGAGGUCAUCAUGUCAUCUCCAACACAUUACAAGUAGUUGUUCAUAUUAGCAUAGGACUUGCAGGAUGAGCUAUACUUACUUAAGUUAGUGUUACGUAUUUCAACAUUUGGGAGAAGAUUCAUGUAUAAUUUAAAAUAAAAUAAAUAUGAUUAACUGAUGGAGAUGUAAAACUAGAGAUUAUAUCCAAAUAAUGCUGCUGCAGUGUGAUACCAUCAUUUUACAAUUAAAAGUUUACCUGCUUAGUCUGGAUUUGUUGAGAUAAGAACUUCGGUAAUCCCUGCGGUAGAUUUUUGAUGAACAUGCUUGGGCAGUAUAGCAGAAAAGGUUGUGAUUGAUAAUUUACAUGUAAAUUUGUUAUAUUAUUGUUAUAAUAUACAUAGUUUUAGUUUAUAAAGAGGUUGUUCAUUACUAUAUAGCGUAUCUUUGCAUAAGUUGUGAACUUACAAGUCACUACUUGCCAAUUAUGUGAUUUGAAAUGUGACAUAUGUCUUUAAAGAUAGGUACUUAAAUGAGUUAAGAGUUUUGUUCUUGAUUUAUCUUGAGAUCUUGAACCUGCUAAGGUGAUGCGCUCAUGAAAUUACUUUUGAUUGAUUGUGCUAACGAUCAGAUGGGCCGUUGGGCUAUAGCCAGAAUUAAAAUAAGAAAAAAAAUCUGUGUCAACAGCUAAUAUGUUCCCAAGUCCUCUUAUCUGAAUCACCACUGCUGAUUUUAAGUGAACUGGGUCGUCCUUGUCAACAUCAAUGUAAUGACUGUUCUCAAAAUCAGGGCUAAGAAUGGCUACAUAUGCUAUGAAAAACAUGCAUAUACUUCUGACCAAGUUUGCAAUCAUUUCACUGCUUAGUAUUGAGGACAUACACAGCGUGAUUAAUGCUCUGUCAGGACAUGAGAACACGUGAUGUUUGCCUUUGCCAAUAGGCUGUGAAGUGAGACAAUUACGAGACUCCACAGUCGGAUGGGUUAACAGGUUUGCUCUUAGGACUUGCUUUGUCACUGAGUCCUGUACCCAGGUGUUGUAAACAAACUUAUCAAACUCCAGCUUAAAAGUAGGCAAGCUCUUCUUCUCUUUUCGUCCGUUUCCCUGCCUGCCCCCCACCCCCACCCCGAAAGCAUUUCCAUGAAGGAGAGUUACAUCCACUGGCAGCCUUGUGUAUUUGUUGGUUAAGAUCAAGGCAAAGUUACAAAGGUGCUAUAAAGGUGUAAACCUUUCUACGUGAUGUCCUGGAUAAGGUCUUGCCGGUGCUGUAAAUAUAUUACUUGCUCUUGCUGGAGUCUAGGUGAUUGAUAGAGCCUCAUGUCUCAUUUGCAAUUUGUACUGGUUCAGCAUUUAGUGUCUCAACCAUCCUGUGUCUUUCUCAUCCUCUACCAUUUUCAAAGGAUGAGUCUCUUUAAUUACUGAGUCUGUUAACUUAAAAGCUGUGCUGCAUCCUCCUAUUUCUAAGUCUCAAGAGCAUCCAUUUCUUCCUCUGAGCUAUUUUAAUAUCCAUGUCAUUAGCAAACUCUUUGAGCCACUCUUAUCAACCACAAUGUGAGGUUGGUAAGCUCUCGUUUUUUUUAAGAGCUUGAACAUUCUGGUCUCUGAAGCAUCUUUUUGGCCCAGACUAGAUUGUCCAUCUGACUGCUGCCGCCUCACUAUUUGCAUGGCGUCCAAACCCUGUGACAUCUAUUGGGCAGUAUAGGAUUUGGCUUUCAUUUUGAUUUUGGCUUUUCCUGAAGACAAAUACAAGUAAACAGCACAAGUAUAUGCAUUUUAUUGUCCCGGGAUUGCAUGGCGGAGAAAAGUUCCCAUGCGGACAUAACCAUUAGGCUAAUAGAUCAGGAAAGAAGAAAACAGUGAACUGGUUGUGAAGGCAUAGUUGCAAUGCAAAAAGGACUCUCACAGUAUGGUAAGAAAUAAGGUAAUACCUACUCGUCCGUCUACACCGAAAAACUCCUUUGAGCUGAAUAUUUUCCAAGUUAGUAUACGAAAAAUAUUUUUGGUGACUCAAGUAUGGAUGCUGAUAUAAACUAAAGCUUUGGAAAGUAGCUCUCACAGCCAGCAGGUGGUAUCUUGUCAUUCCACAACUCUUUUCUUCAGCUAUUUAGAAAAGAACUAUAGUGGUCAACAUCAAUAUGUUAUCUGAGACAAGUAACCAAAACGAGCAGUGAAAAUAAGUUCAGGAAACAGGAAUGUGUUUGUUCUCUCACCCGUGAGAAACUUUGUACCUGACUUGAAAAUUGGCUCGCUUAGCCAGGUCUGGUGUUUUUAAAUCUCUAAAAUCAAAUCUACACCAGUUUCAAAAUCACUUUAGCUGACCCAGCUUUAAACUGUUCAGAAAAUUUCUGCUAUGUAGACAGGCCGAAAUUACAAUAAAACUCAGAAUGAGAUGAGGAAGAUUGGGGAAAAUAAGAGAAAAGCAGUUAAAAAACAUACUCUGUAAAGGGAGAAUAGAUGUCUUAUACUAUUUUUAAUUACUGAAGCAUAAGAUUUCAAAGCAACAAGCUAAUUUUUCCUGUUUGUUUCUGUAUUCCUCUGAUUAAACAAAUAAAGUUUUGGUUAAAAAAGAUUAACUUGAGGCCUUAAGACCUUAUAUAUUCUAACUUUAGCAUGGAGAGUCUAUUUUUACAACCAAAUUAGAAUUCCUGUAUAUAGGCCUGACUGACCUUGUAGGUAGAGUGGUGCUAGCAGCUAAUCAUGCAAUAUUGUAAGGUUCUGUAUAACAGCAAAUGCUGAUUUAUUUUGAUUAUUGGUACAAGGACUCCUGCUCACUGCCUGUGUAGAGAAUCUGCAUAUUUUAUGCUUGGAAAUACAGUCCAGAACAUAUUCAAACUGUGAAUAUAUAACCUGAUUUUUUUUCUUAAGGGUAAAGAUAUAUUACAAUAUGUAGUGUUUUGUAUAGAUAUAUACAAUACUUAUUUUUAUUGUUGCAUAAAUGCAAAAUAUUUUUUUCAGAAUAGCAAAGCAUUACAGAAUUUUUAAUCUGCUGGAGAAAACACUAUUUACAGUAUGACCAGUUCUUUCAGCAAAGCUUUUGGGGUGGUAUGUACCAGUUAGCUCUGCCAGCUUCAUUUUGUGCUAACGUGGAUCUUGGGCAUUGCUGUAAGAAAAAGCUAUCUAUUUUUUCACUGAUGCUAGCCCCCUACUGGUAAAAUGUUUAGAGAGGUAAAGAGAAUCUUGUUUCACCACUGGGACUGGGCUAACGUUAGCAAAAACAAUCUACAUCAUAUUGUUGUCUUUGCUAGUUAAAAUCCUUUAAAAAAAUCUUACAUGACAUAAUAGAAACAAAAGAUUUUGACAAACACCAAAAUGAAGCAUUGCAAUUUACAACUUUGUAGCUUUGAGUGUGAUAUUUUUGUCAUAAACAUUACAGGCAUUGGGCUGUUGAAGUGAAUGAAUCUGGCUUUGAUGUAGCUAAACAAAAUGUUGCUUUUUAUAAAAUAAAAUCAUUGUAAUUUGGGGUUCUAAAUUCCUGCUCACUUUUAAUAACAGCAUCACACUAUCCACUUCUAUGAGAGUAUUUAAUACAAAUGCCUGUGGUUUUCAAUGUUACUAACAUACUGUAACAUCAGUAAAGUGACUUUCAAUGACAAAGACUCUCGUGUGUUUUGUUCUUGCAACUCUUCACAUUUAGCACUUCAUCCUAUUUUAAUGUUCUCUUAAAAAAGUGACACUGAUUGUAUGGGAAAAAGUGAUAAUGGAGAGUAAAAGAAUCUACAAGCUAUUAUUCUGCACUUUUUUAAAUUGCAGAUUUGAAAAUGGUCCUAUGAGCUCCCACUGUUAUAAAUCUGCAAUUAUUGUUCCUUAGCUCUGCAUGUCUGAGGGCAACCUAGAAAAGUGUGUGAAUUCUUUUUUUUCUCCCCCCUAUUAAUAGUACAAUCACCCAAAUCAUGUAUUUCUGUAGACUACAGACUACUAUUGCAUAGAACUAAGUCCACAGCAACAAAACUAUUCCCAAUUGUUUGCAUGAAAGUCAAGAGCAAUCACCCAUAUGCCUUUUGGGAAAGGGAAACCUUCAUAAGUCUUAAGUUAGAGAUAACUGUCUCUCUCUAAAGCAACCAGAUAGUAUCUUCAACUUGCUUGCUGAAUGUAGUCUUAAUAGGUAAGCCAUUUUUGCAUAGUGGUUUUCUUUUUCUUUUUAAUUAAGACAGCAACAUAUGCUUAAAGUCACUUAAUAAUAAUCAUAUUUAUUACCUCAGUUUAUAUCUGUAUAGACAGGAAAGAUGAUCUAGCCUAUCAGUCCCUGUGAACCCCACGGUUUUUGAAAUGCAUAUGGACAACACAAGGCACCUCUUCCUUUGGUUAUCUAGAAUUUGUUCCUGGUUGUGGAGCUCUGUUUUAUGGGUUUCUUUGUUUAGUGCUUCUAAGAAGAUCUCUGAAGAAAAUCCUGUUGGGCCACAGUGCAGUUGUUCUUGCAGCCUCUUGCGGCCCAGUAGCUGGUCAGCGCUCAAAUAAUAUUUUGGCCUGGGGAAAUAAACUGAGGAAGAAAACUUGGGAGCGUUUGUCCUCAGCAACAUUCUGCUCUUCUUACAGUGCUACAAGCAUCAGUUAUACUCCCUCACUUAAUAAAUAAAUAAAUAACAAGGACAAAUAGCGGCCAUCCUACCAAAUCCUUACCUAUGUUGUAUUUUGGGAAACAAAAUAUUGUAUUAACUCUACUUUAACAAACGACUACUUUGCUUCCCAGCCCAGAUUUUAGCUAAACGCGUUUUUCAAGCCUUUUAUUCAUAGGUGCAAUUUUAGUCUCGCAUAUUAUUUCAUCAGUGAGUCUCAUGACGUAUAGCAUAACUUCUUACCUAUGAUGGACCGUGGAACUUCCAGGGGCCUCAAACCAUCUAGUAAGUUACACUCACCUACAGCAAGAAUGUUAUGCUAAUUAUCAUGUAAUGUUUUCCUUCAUGUAGUCAUCAGACGUUUCAGAAACAUAACUAAGUAAAAGUAUGAGAUAAACGUUGAGAUAAAAAGUUGCGUGGGUAAUGAGUUUUUGGUAAAGAAGUCUCAUCAUUUUUAGGGUGCAAUUAACAUAUAAGGAUACUGGAUAUGGUCUAAUCAAAAUCCGACAGGAAGAAUGGCCUUUUGCUUCACACUUUCCUUCUUAGUUUUUCAGCUAUAAAAGUUUCGAACUGCAGAAGAACUACUGUUGGCUGCUUCAGUCAAGCCCCUGCAUCCAGAUUUCAGUUGUUUCAUUCGAAAGGCUCUCCAUAACAUUCAAUGUCUGUUUCCCAACUUUACAUGCAAAAAACCAGUGUACAAGUCAGAAUGUGGAAGUACAACCAUGCCCAUGCCUUUAAAAUUCAUUUUUCAUAGCAGGAAGAACUAGCUUCUGAAAUGAAACUAAAAGCAUUAUACAAAGGAUUUUCAUUUUAAGAAGCGAGCACUAUUUGCUUCUUUAGGUGGUACCAGCCCAAUUUGUAUUUAUAGCGUAGAAACCGCAGACUUGGAUUCCAUACUAUUCUCAGCUCACAAGGGUUUUUUUUUUUU